UUUUGCAAGAUCUUAUUUAUUUUUCCAAGAUUUAGUAAACAUUUUAAACUCUCACCACUUUAGAAUCAAUGGCCUUCAGGAACAAAGCAGGAAAUCAAACAGCAAUUUCUUGAUUAUUUUCAGCAUCAUGUGCAAGAGACAUGAAUUUAAACUGUGGAAGCAAUGAUCACUAAUGAACAUUCUUGACUAUAAAGUAUUGAGGAAAAUUUAGAAGAAGGGAUGAAUACGAGACAUAGGGUUAAGAUAACAAGGUCUGGAGCUGGAUGAACACAGCAGGCCAGGCAGUAUCAAAGGAGCAGGAAAGCUGACGUUUAGGGUCUGGACCCUUCUUCAGAAAUGGGGGUGGGGAAAGGGGCUGAGAUAAAUAGAGAGGGGGAGGCGAUGAUAGAAAGUGGAUAGAGGAGCAGAUAGGUAGAGAGAAGAUGGACAGGUCAAGGAGGCGGGGAUGAAGCCAGUAAAGGUGAGUGUAGGUAGGGAGUUGGGAUGUGGGUUGGUCAGUUGGGAGGCAGGGAAGACGGACAGGUCAAGGAGGCGGGUAUGAAACCCGUAAAGAUGAGUGUAGGUAGGGAGUUGGGAUGGGGCUUGGUCAGUGAGGGGGAGGGGCGGAUGGGGUUGGGGGGGAAGACGGACAGAUCAAGGAGGCAGGUGUGAAGCCCGUAAAGAUGAGUGUAGGUAGGGAGUUGGGAUGGGGCUUGGUCAGUGAGGAGGGAGGGGGAGACGGACUGGUCAAGGAGGCGGAGAUGAGGCUAGUAGGUAGGAUUUGGGGGUGGGGGUUGGUCAGUGAGGUGGGGAAAAAAGACGGACAGGUCAAGGAGGCGUGGACGAGAUGGGCUGGUCUUCGGAUGAGGUCGGAGGUGGGGAGAUUUUGAAGGUUGUUUUGGAAAGGAGAUACACGAGAAUGCAUUGAAGAUUAUUUUCUGAAUGCAAGUAACGUCAAUGACAUGAGACUUGCAGCCUGUGGGGGUGGUGGAAGAAGAGAAAAAUAAAUGAUUGCAAAAAGAAGUGAAACGGGCACUUGGAAGGCAAACUUGCAAUGCUCCGUGGCAGAGCAGGGAAAUGGGACUGACUGGAUUUUUUUCACACAUGAUGGACUAAAUUGCCUCUUGCUGAGCCGUAAUGACUGAUUCUCUCCGCUCGCAAGUUACACCAAGCAUUGCUGCAAUAGGUCAGCAGCAAGAGCACAGUUUCAGCUGGAACCACAGCGGCAACAGUCUAGAUCGGAGUAAAUGUCUCUGCGCAAACUCAGAAAUCGGCGGACGUCUGAUUGUGACGCGGGGCGCGUGCCACCCGGGCGAUCCCGGCUGAACGUUCCAUCCUGCUUGUGAUUGUGAGGUCACUGCGUCUUCUCCCUCUUAUCGCCCUCCAUAUUCCCCCUACGUCUGAUUGUGACGCGCCAGUCUGCGUGACGCACCUUUCGCGUUGAGCGGGAGUCGCGGUAGGCGGCGGGCGGCCCAGGCGAUGGGGAGGAAGCGGAGAGCCGCGGCGGACCUGGGCGGACCGCGACACCGGGCCGACAGCUGACUCACCGCCAGCUAUAGCCCGGCCAGAUAAACAGGUGUUCGACUUUUGUACGCCGGUCGAGCCACUCUCUCAGCCAGCAGCGGAGUUUGUUGUGAGCGGGUCGCAGCGUUGCCGGUGGUCGCCCAUGUCAGCGCAGGGGCUGUCAAUGGGGAGUCACCUCCGGGGGGUCCUGGACGUGGCUCUGCGGGUCCCCUGCAUCUUCGUCAUCGACGCCAUCUUGAACUCUUACUUUGAUGGCUUUGAGAGCCUGUCCACGGUGGCUCGACAAGUAUCACAGCGGUUACUGGGUCUAUUACUGUCAUGUGUUAUCCUUGUAUUAUCCCAAAGAGCACUCUUCAGACUGUACGCAUUUGGCUGUGUUGUUCUACUUGCUGCAACUUCUGUGCUAGUGAACUACUACACCACGCUCCACAUUGAUUUCUACAAUGCAUACUACUCUGCAGUGUUUGGGAUGCAGCUGUUACCACGCAAUGGCCCAACAUUGUGGUUGGCCCUUAUUGCAGUUCAGCUCACAAUUGGCAUUGGGUAUGCAACAUUACUGAGCAUUCCAUCAGUAUUUUCUGCAUUGACUGUGCUCAAUUUCUUACUGCCUAUACUAAGCCUGGCCUUGGAGUUACCAGAAGAUAUUCAAAAUCUGUUAGUUGCCUUUUCAGGCAUGUAUAUAACAGCACAGACUGUAUUUUACGUAACUCUGAAUUUAAAAUGGUUUUAUUAUACAAUAAGAUAUGUUUAUUUACUGUUACGGCACAUGUAUCGUAUAUAUGGAUUACAAGUUAUAGUGGAGGACACGUGGAAGAGGAUUCGUUUUCCAGAUGUGUUGAGGGUUUUUUGGUUGACUCGGCUAGUGGCACAGGCCAUUAUUUUAGUUUAUGUUGUUAAAGUGACACAAAGUGAUUCAGAGAACAAAAGCUACUUUAUUUCCUGGAGUGACAGCUGGGAGGUGCUCUGCAAUCUCAUAAUAAGUGGGUGUGACUCAACAUUGACUGUCUUGGGCAUGAGUGCAGUUAUCUCAUCAUUAGCACACUACUUGGGACUUGGGAUCUUAGCCUUCAUUGGGUCUACCGAGGAGGAAGAUAAACGCUUAGGAUUUGUGGCCCCUGUUUUAUUUUUCAUUUUAGCUCUGCAGACAGGUUUGAGUGGACUGGAACCUGAAGAAAGACUAGUUCGCCUCAGUCGCAACAUGUGCCUUCUUUUGACUGCAAUCCUGCAUUUUAUUCAUGGAAUGACAGAUCCUGUGCUAAUGUCACUUAGUGCCUCCCAUGUUUCCUCCUUCAGAAGACACUUGCCUGUUCUCAUGGUUUCCAUUAGCCUUUUCAUUCUUCCAAUUAUACUCAGCUGCACCUUGUGGCAGGUCCACACACUGAACACUUGGCUCUUUGCUGUGACAGCAUUCUGUGUUGAAUUGUGCUUAAAAGUAAUUGUUUCCCUUACUGUGUACACUCUCUUUAUAAUUGAUGGGUACUACAAUGUUUUAUGGGAAAAACUAGAUGAUUACAUUUACUAUGUUCGUUCAACAGGCAAUGUUAUUGAGUUCAUUUUUGGAGUGAUAAUGUUUGGAAAUGGAGCUUACACAAUGAUGUUUGAAUCUGGUAGUAAAAUUCGUGCCUGUAUGAUGUGCUUACAUGCUUACUUUAACAUUUAUUUGCAAGCUAAAAAUGGAUGGAAGACCUUUAUAAAUCGGAGGACUGCAGUUAAGAAAAUUAACUCCCUGCCAGAAGUAAGAGGCAACAGGUUGCAUGAUAUUGGUGAUGUGUGUGCAAUUUGUUACCAGGAGUUCACUACUUCAGCACGCAUCACGCCUUGCAAUCAUUAUUUCCACGCCCUUUGUCUGCGCAAGUGGUUAUACAUUCAGGAUACCUGUCCUAUGUGCCAUCAGGGAGUAUACAUUGAGGAAAAUCCGAAUGAAAGCACAGUAUUUGUCAAUAACAAUGGAAAUAUUCCACAACAACCAGUAGUGGAGAACUUGGUGGUGGCGGCUGCUGCUGUUGAUGCUGACAGUGAUCUGAAUGAAGACAAUGACAGCAUUGAGUAUGAUGAAGAAGAGUGGACAACUCAAAAUGGCAAUGUAGCAGUGGAAGAUGAGUACCUUGAUGAUGAUACAGAUGCGAGUGAUGAGUGAGGCUCAAUGAUUAUAAAGAUGUUGCAUUAUUUAAAACAAAAGACUGCCAAUCAAACAUCAGGGAAGAAAGUGAUUUUUUUUCUUUUGCUUAGGUGAUUUUUCAGUUAUGUCAAACCAGUGAUGAGAAGGGUUUAAGAACUAGACUACAUUCCACUUAUCACUGGAGUGCAGAAUAGACAAAGCACAGCAGCUGUGAAAAGACACUGGUUAUGGACAAGUACUGUUUUCAGCCAAAUUAUUUAUUAUGACUGCUGUUGUACUGUUUACCUCUUAAAAUUGCUGGCCUCUUGUUCAAUCCUAAAAUUUGUGUAUACUGUAUAUGAAAUAAAAGUUUGACUUGCAUAAAAUUCCUA
Rhincodon typus (whale shark) is the source of this 3993-nucleotide messenger RNA. RefSeq names its product ring finger protein 139 (gene rnf139). Lineage: Eukaryota; Metazoa; Chordata; Chondrichthyes; Orectolobiformes; Rhincodontidae. Bases 1646 to 3640 code for a protein of 664 amino acids. The transcript is spliced from 2 exons. Gene Ontology annotation, cellular component: endomembrane system; endoplasmic reticulum. Gene Ontology annotation, biological process: ERAD pathway. Gene Ontology annotation, molecular function: zinc ion binding; ubiquitin protein ligase activity. The record is from RefSeq and is a predicted model, not a curated record.